Molecule: messenger RNA, 1656 nt
Organism: Aspergillus tubingensis
Lineage: Eukaryota; Fungi; Ascomycota; Eurotiomycetes; Eurotiales; Aspergillaceae
Gene: aspE
Product: septin
Exons: 2
Coding region: 1-1656 (551 amino acids)
Biological process (GO): cytoskeleton-dependent cytokinesis
Cellular component (GO): cytosol; cell division site; microtubule cytoskeleton
Molecular function (GO): molecular adaptor activity; GTP binding; GTPase activity
Source: RefSeq, a predicted model, not a curated record
AUGGCAACCGCUUCACCAGCACCCCGGACCCCGGGUCGGACUCAGCCUUCCGCAGAAGUCCCUCCUGUCGUCACGGACACCAAAGACCAACGCCGAACAUCUUCUUUGGGUUUUCUUCGUCGCUCCAAGUCUAUUGAAAUUCUAGGCGAAAGACGCUCGUCCGGAAGCAAGAACGGAAAGAAGAUGCCGAAGGCUCAGACGGCGGGAGAAGAAGCUCGUCGCCAGCGCGAGUCAAUGAUGUAUCAACAACCCCCGCGUCUACCUGAUCUCUCGCCGGCUCCAGUUCUUGAGACCUUUGGUGGCGAUGAGCGCCGGGACACUGUUGCUGCACUUGCAAGCCAGCCCGACUCAUCUCAGCAGCAAGCUGUGCCCCGCAGUACGAUAAGCACGCCAGUUGCCCCGGAACCGAGCGACGCCUACGCACGAGCAGAGAGCAUGACACACCGUGGACGCUAUAGCUACGCAAGCAGUGCUGUUAGUACCGUCAACAAUCCGCGUCGGCUGCGUCGGCGCAAGGAUCCCACCCCGUACAAUGUCCUUGUUGUCGGCGCAAGUAACUCGGGCAAGACCUCAUUUCUCAAUUUCCUCAAGAAGUCCUUGGAAUUGCCGCCGCAUAAGCACCCCUCCCGUUUACCAGAGGAAAUCGCAUACCAAGCUCGCCAAUCCCCCGCCAAUGAGGGCUACGUUUCCCACUAUCUGGAGACAGAGAUCGACGGCGAACGAGUCGGUCUGACCCUCUGGGACUCUCAAGGCCUGGAGAAGAACAUCGUUGACAUCCAGCUACGAGGGGUGACUGGGUUCCUGGAAAGUAAGUUCGAGGAAACGCUAAGUGAGGAAAUGAAGGUUGUUCGGUCACCUGGAGCUCGCGACACCCAUAUCCAUUGCACCUUCUUGAUCCUGGAUCCAGUCCGCUUGGACCAGAAUAUAGCGGCUGCAGAGCGGGCUGCGCAGGGAACCCCCAGGGCAACCGAUACACCUGUCGUUGGUGUUCUCGACGAGCGUCUUGAUGUUCAGGUCCUGCGAACCAUAGUGGGCAAGACCACAGUUGUUCCGGUUAUCAGCAAGGCCGAUACGAUCACCACAGCCCACAUGGCGUACCUCAGGAAGGCUGUCUGGGAUAGCUUGAAGAAAGCCAAUAUUGACCCGCUGGAGAUCCUUUCUUUGGACGACCAGGAAGAGUACACAUCUUCUGAGAGCGAUGAUGAGGACGAGGAGGCGCAAGGUCAAGAUACCGAACAGGAUGCGGAGGCCAGCGCUGCGAACGAGGAAGGUGCAGAGGCCCGGUCUCCACGUUCGCCCUCCCAGCGCAGUCAGGACACGCGCAAGUCUUCCGGUUCCCAAGCCGUCGUUCAGCAUAUUCCUUUCACCAUCUUGUCUCCCGACCCACAUUCACUUAGGGCUGGCGAUGAGCCUGUUGGGCGCAAGUUUGCCUGGGGGUUCGCUGACCCGUACAACUCCGAGCACUGUGAUUUCCUCAAACUGAAGGAGGCCGUAUUCAACGAAUGGCGCUCUGACCUCCGCGAAGCGAGCCGUGUGGUCUGGUAUGAGAGGUGGAGAACCAGCCGCUUGAACCGUAAUGUUUCUGUGGCCAGCGCUGCACCCCAGAAGAAGCUGUAUGCGGGGAGAACUGGACCGGAUGUGCGCCGGUUCCGCUAA